CGGAGCGCCCAGGGCGCUCGCUCGCUCGCUCGCGACGGCAGGGUGGGUGGGGAAGGAGAGAAAGAAAAAGAGAGUAAAAGGAAGGAAGGGAGAAAAGAAGAAAGAAAGCACUGCCAACUGAAAGUGACGCUGCCUCGGCGAAGGAGCCGGACUAUAUAUUUAUUUUUGUGUUGGGGAAGGACGUCGGGGUUGUUGUUUCCUAGUCGCCUCCUCGUUUCUGUCAUUGACGAUGUCCGAGCCAGAGGAAGGGAGUGAGUUUGGCUACAUAGUGGAUCUGCUAGAAAAAGGCAAGGUUACCAUUAAGAAUAUUGAACGAGAGCUCAUCUGCCCAGCAUGCAAGGAGUUAUUUACCCAUCCACUUAUACUCCCUUGUCAACAUAGUAUCUGCCACAAGUGCGUAAAAGAAAUUCUCUACUUUACGCUUGAAGAUUCGUUCAAUGAUGCUGCCUCAGAGUCCUCCAAUCAAAGUAGCCCUCGCAACCGAAUGCAUUCCCCUAGCUUGGAUAGAAUUGACAGGGUUAAUAGAUCAGGUUGGAAACGCAAUUCCUUGACUCCUAAGACAACUACUUUCCCUUGUCCUGGAUGCCGGCAUGACAUAGACCUGGGAGAGCGUGGCAUCAAUGGCCUAUUUCGCAACUUCACUUUGGAAACUAUUGUAGAACGAUAUAGGCAGGCAGCAAGGGCAGCUACAGCCAUUAUGUGUGAUCUCUGUAAACCUCCACCGCAAGAAUCCACAAAGAGCUGCAUGGAUUGUAGUGCAAGUUAUUGCAACGAAUGCUUCAAAAUACAUCAUCCCUGGGGAACUGUAAAAGCGCAACAUGAAUAUGUGGGACCAACUACGAACUUCAGGCCUAAAAUUUUAAUGUGUCCGGAACAUGAAAUGGAAAGAGUAAACAUGUAUUGUGAAAUAUGCAGAAGGCCUGUUUGUCAUCUUUGCAAAUUAGGUGGCUCACAUGCAAACCAUAGAGUGACUACCAUGAGCAGUGCCUACAAAACACUCAAGGAGAAACUUUCAAAAAACAUAAACUACCUCAUUAGUAAGGAGAGCCAGGUGAAAAGCCAGAUUACAGAACUUGGUCUUUUAAUGAAAGAGGCAGAGCAUAAUGGUGAAAGAGCUAAGGAAGAAGCAUCUCACAGCUUUGAUAAGUUGUUCGAUGUUUUGGAAGAGAGGCGAGCAACUGCACUCAGGGCUAUUGAAGCCUCCAAAAACCUAAGACUGGAGAAAUUGCAUUCUCAGAUAGAAGAAUAUCAGGGACUUCUAGAAAAUAAUGGCCUUGUAGGGUAUGCCCAAGAAGUUCUUAAAGAAACAGACCAGUCUUGUUUUGUUCAAACAGCGAAACAGCUUCAUGACAGAAUUCAAAAAGCAACUGAAUCUUUGAAGAGCUUCAGACCUGCAGCUCAAGCUUCUUUUGAAGAUUUUGUUCUUGACAUAGCAAAGCCACAGGAGGCUCUUGAGGACAUGUCUUUCCUUUCGAGUGGUGUUGAUAUACCAGAAAUCAAUGAGGAACAAAGCAAAAUGUAUAACAAAGCUUUGAUCUGUUGGGAUCAUCCACAGAAAGCAGGUUCAGCUGAUACUUACAUCCUUGAAUACCGUAAACUGAACAGAGAAGAUGCCAACCCAGCAUGGCAAGAGACUGAGGUCUUCGGCAAGAGUGAGAUCAUCUCUGAUCUUGACACUAACAGCAGCUAUGCCUUCAGAGUCAGAGGAUACAAAGGAUCUAUCUGUAGUCCUUGGAGCAGGGAGGUUACCUUGCACACACCACCAGCUCCAGUUUUUAGUUUCCUUUUCGAUGACAAGUGUGGCUACAAUAGCGAACGCCUCAUGCUGAAUGCGAGGAGAAAUGCUGUGGAAAGCAGGGCUGGAUUUCCUUUGCUUCUGGGAGCUGAACGUAUCCAAGCUGGUUGCUACACUACAUUAGACUAUGUUGUUGGAGACACCGGUAUUGUGAAAGGGAAGCAUUUCUGGGCUCUCCGCGUGGAGCCCUACUCAUAUUUGGUGAAAGUAGGAGUUGCAUCUGAUGCUAAGAUCCAAGAAUGGUUCCAAAAUUCUCGUGAUCUAACAAGCCCAAGAUUACAGUUGCGUGUCACUGUCGGGGAGAGAAAAAUCUUACAACAUGAAGAAAAGGGCCAGAAAGAGGAGGAGGGGGGAAGAAUGGAAAAAAGAUAUGAACAAGACAGCGGUCAUGACAGUGGGAGUGAAGACAUCUUUGUUGAGUCCUUGCAGCCUUUCACACUGGUAACCUUAGGCAUGAAGAAAUUCUUUAUUCCUAAGGUUUCUCCUGCUCCAGCUGCUUGCAAAGAUUCUAUGAACAGAAUUCUUCCCAUGCCAUCAUGCAUUGGAAUCUGCCUUGACUAUGACAAAGGCAAAGUUGGAUUCUAUGACGCAGACAGGAUGAAAUGUCUUUAUGAGCGUCAGGUAGACUGCUCUGGUAAAAUGUAUCCAGCUUUUGCAUUGAUGGGGAGCGCAGGAAUUCAUCUGGAAGAAACGAUUGCAGCAAAAUAUUUGAAAUACGAAGAUGAAGACAUGUAAUGCCCAAGGAUCCAUCUUUAGCAUUAUGUCUUAAUUACAUCAUAUCUCCUAAGUGCUUUUGCUGCAACCCUGCUUUUGAGUCAGUCUGUUUUCAUUUCGUUUUUUCAGUGUCACAGAAUUUUUUCCAUCUCUACCAGAUUUCUUUUGUCUAGAAAGAGCUUUCUGGAGUCACCCCUUGGCCUGCCUUUGGAGCCUUCAGAAAUCAAAUGGAUUAGCAGUCUCAUUGCCUUUCAUAAGCUGGAAGUCUGGUGGCUAUCUGGUUUUGAUUUUUUUACUUAGCUGAUGCUUGCUGGCAUUCACAUUCAAUUUUAAAAUGGAAAUGGGCCCUGUGUAACAGUGCAUUUCUUAUGGUUAUGCAUUAUGUAUGCUCCUUGCUUGAAAAGGAGUUUAUUUCACUACAUUGUGAGUGGUUAGAUUUCCUGGUUACUAUAUUUGCAUGUAGGCAGAGUACAUUGUGAAUCCACACUGCAAUAGAACACAUAAUAGAUAGAUGUGAAUCACAAUGAUUGUAUCCAAGAUGAAUUUAUUGUGACUUACGCAAUUGACUUUUACAAACCUGUCUGUCUAUCAGUGAUUAAUAGCAAGGUUCUUGUGUGUGUUUUCAGUAUUGUUGGUUAUUUCCUAUAUACUGUAUUUCAGUAUAUUUAAAUAUAAGUGCAAUUUCUCUUGAAACAUCAGACCUUGCUGUUGAAAACUGCAUAUAGAGAGAGAUUUAAAAAUGCAGGCCCAAAUGGUAAUAUUAUAGAUUUAUUUUUUAAAAAGAAAAAGUGAACUUCUUCUUUUUGCAUAGUUUAUACUGUAACUUCAUUUAAAAAAGGAUUUUAGUGUGUUUAGAAUAAAGUGUACUGACCAUUAAGUUUGGAGCACUUUUGCCUUAGGGUGUCCUUAUCAAUUAGACGUGUUAGCUAGAAAGUAAUCCAUACAAAACUGACUGAAGCUCCAUAUAGUCUGUUUAGCUUGUGGCGAAUGUCGCUCUUAAGCAGAGGUUGGUGAAGCACUGCACUUCUGAUCAUCGUUUUCUUUUGGUGGAAUUAAAUUUGAGUAAUAUGUUUUGCUAAAUACUGUUCAAAAAUACCGCAACAGGUUUCCCAAGGUUUGGCAGCUGCUGAUCAUUCGGGAUCAUAAAACUGUAGCCCAAAGCGUUACUUUUAGCUUGUGUUUAUUUAUGAGAUGCUGACUAAGCCAUAACUUAUUUAUUGUACAGUGAAGUGAUAUUCUGCUUUUUAAAAAGAAAAACCACCCCUCCCCAAUCAUAAUUUAAUCAACAAGUGGAUUUGGACAUUUCUGCUACUUUUAUGCACUGUACUGCUUCAAUUAGUACUGAGAAUUAGUGGAAUGUUUGGGACCUAUUUAAUAUAAAUGUGGUGCUUACACUUCAGUUGAAGGGACCAGGGACAAAGAUACUUACCUGUCUAUGCAGAGCUCCGUGCUUUAAACUAAAAUUGAAAAGUUUUAAACCAUCCAGGAAGGUUGUGUCAUGGUUUCAUUUGGGGGGGGAGGGCGGGGGGACCCCAUCCAGUUUCUACUGAAAAGAAAGAGCACUUUACAUUCAGACUAAGUGAAACCUUGUGUGGAUCAUUCACAUAUAGCUGCUAUAACUAACAAACCUGUUAGGGACUACUGUGUGAUCUGCAAAGCUCUAUACAAGUACAUCAUGUAGACAAUUUUCGGAAAAUAAUAUUUGAAGCUUUAAUGCAAACCGUAAGGCCUUGUUUGAAAAUAUUGUGAAGUGGAAAUGUAACUUUCUCAAGAUUUUUUAAAAAAUAAAGUAUGUCAAAUAAAAAUGUCCUUAUUAAACUCUCUUUGUUAUUACUAAGAUAAUGGCAACUCCCUAAUACUUGCUGCAGCCUCUAGAGUCUAGAUAGACCAUCUACAAGGGCAAUCUGAUGCAGAAUCCGUUACAGUAGUCCAGGUGGGAUGACCCGAGAGCAUGGGCAAAUAAUGUGGGUUAAACCACAGAGCCCUAGAGCUUGCCGAUCAGAAGGUCGGUGGUUCAAAUCCCCACGACGGGGUGAGCUCCCGUUGCUUGGUCCCAGCUCCUGCCAAACUAGCACUUCGAAAGGACAUCAAAGUGCAAGUAGAUAAAUAGGUACCGCUACAGCGGAAAGGUAAAUGGUGUUUCCGUGUGCUGCUCUGGUUCACCAGAAGCAGCUUUGUCAUGCUGGCCACAUGACCUGGAAGCUGUACGCCAGCUCCCUCGGCCAGUAACGCGAGAUGAGCACCGCAACCCCAGAGUCGGUCACGAACUGGACCUAAUGGUCAGGGGUCCCUUUACCUUUUUGCUGCACGGCUGUAGCUGAAAAACCAGCCUAAGCUGGGCAUAAAUACUUUUAGCCACUUGAGAUUUCAGUGCCAGUUGGAAUCCGGUACUCCUAGAUGCACCCCUUUCAUUCAGGUGGAAUGCAACUUUCCCCCCAAAUAUUAUUAGGAUCCCCAAUUCCUGGACAUGAGAAUUAGCUAUUCAUAGCAUACCAGUCUUGUGUGUCAGGGUGGAAGCAUCUUCCUUCCUCAUUGUUGGCCUGCCAGCCCCAAACCUACUGAUUGGACCCAUAAAAGAGAUGUUCUUUGCAAGUUUGGGCUUGACUUGAUCUGGAGACUAUUUCUAGAUCCUUGGCCCUGCAAUAAGGCCUUCUCUGUGCACACUGCCAACUCCAAACAGUACAUCAAGCCAGUCCAAGUAUUUAUGAAAGGAUUUGUUUGUUUAGCUAGCCCGUUUGGUUAGAUAUGUCCUGUCCCAGAGCUCUCAACCCCUUCCCUUCUCCAUUUGCUCAGAUAACCCCCCCUGGCUUGUCUUAAAGAUUCUGAUAUGCAGUUUUAUUUUCCAUUGCUCUUGAUGCAUGAAUGCUUUUGUUUGCUAGUCCCGGUUCUGACACUAUCUUAGAUGAUGAUUACACAUUUUCUGGUAAUGAUUUAAAAGGGCUAAAUUUUGAGAAGUAGAUUUUUUUAUAUAUAUAAAAAAUAUACUUUUAUUUGUUCAACAUAAAAAUUCCACAAAGAUGAACAAUUAACAGUGGGGACAUACAGAGUUGGGGAAAGCUAAUAGUGCUGUCCUGUCAAGUGAUUUGAGUACAGUAUCAGAUGAAGAAACCCCAUUCUCAAACUGAUUGUUUCUUGAAGCUUUUCAUAGAUAAGCUAGUAUUGUCAUUAAAGCUUUCCCCUAUAUUUUUCUUAACUAACUUGUUACGAUUGAAGGGUUUUUCCUUUUCCAUAUUUGAGCAAUGCAGAGUU
This is a messenger RNA of Zootoca vivipara (common lizard), 5758 nucleotides long. RefSeq names its product tripartite motif containing 36 (gene TRIM36). NCBI's taxonomy places the organism in Eukaryota, Metazoa, Chordata, Lepidosauria, Squamata, Lacertidae. Gene Ontology annotation, molecular function: ubiquitin-protein transferase activity; protein binding; zinc ion binding. The record is from RefSeq and is a predicted model, not a curated record. Gene Ontology annotation, cellular component: acrosomal vesicle. Gene Ontology annotation, biological process: spindle organization; acrosome reaction.